Molecule: messenger RNA, 189 nt
Organism: Clunio marinus
Lineage: Eukaryota; Metazoa; Arthropoda; Insecta; Diptera; Chironomidae
Source: the annotation of a GenBank genome assembly
AUGGAGUCGUCGAAAGGAAAAGCUAUUGAGAAACUGGUGAUAAGCACGGUUCGUCCAAAAGUGAAGAACAGUCAAACUAAACCGGAAAAUGAGCAAAUAAAUUCAGCUGUUAUGAAAGUUCUUCAAGGAUACGAUUGGACUUUAGUACCAGCCGCAGUGAAUGCUACUAAUUUUGACUUCAAGAGAUAA